This is a messenger RNA of Colletotrichum navitas, 1407 nucleotides long. RefSeq names its product Mdm33 family-domain-containing protein. Bases 1 to 1407 code for a protein of 468 amino acids. Lineage: Eukaryota; Fungi; Ascomycota; Sordariomycetes; Glomerellales; Glomerellaceae. The transcript has a single exon. Gene Ontology annotation, cellular component: mitochondrial inner membrane. The record is from RefSeq and is a predicted model, not a curated record. Gene Ontology annotation, biological process: inner mitochondrial membrane organization.
AUGCCCCAAAUUGUCAGGACGGCGUCGCGCCUAGCCCACGCUCGCGUCGGCCUGCACACCACCGUCAAUCUCCGGAGAUGGCAGCCCGUCGUCGCCCUCGCCCUGCGUCUUAACGCCCCGCCGGCCGCCGCCCCCCAACGAAGGCUCUACGCCUCGGGCCUCCCCCCUUCAUUCCCUCCCCCUCCGCCGCCGAGCUCCUCCGCCUCGAAAGAAGAGAUCGAUCAAGCUUCCCCGACAAUCGAAUCGUCCCUCCCAAGCUCAGAUGCUGCGACCUCAAGCUCGACAUCGUCAUCCUACAAUGAAACCGCCACCGCCACAUCUUCCGACCCCGACUCUUCCAGACCAAAGCCUGAGGACCCUCAUCCCGAGACGGCCACCAAGAUCUACACCGCCCUCCCGCCCGCCCUCUCCGAGAAGCUGUCCCACCUCAUGGACACCCUUCAGACCCGCCUCAUGACCGCCUCGACGACCCUGAACACCCUCACGGGCUACGCCCCGAUCGAGGCCAUCAAGGAACAAAACACCCUCCUCGAGAACCGCCUCGCUGAAGCUCAGUCCCUCGUCCGCACCGCUCGCGCCACCUACAAGACCACCAACGCCAAGCGCGCCACCACCCAGCGCGAGGUCACCACCCUCCUCGCCCGCAAGGAGAUGUGGUCCCCGACCGACCUCGAGCGCUUCACCCAGCUCUAUCGCCAGGACCACUCACUUGAGCAGGAGGUCGCCGCUGCCGCCGAGGCCCUCACCGAUGCCGAGCACGCUGAGCAGGCCUUGGGUCAGCAGCUAAACGCGGGAAUUCUCAAGCGCUACCACGAGGAGCAGAUCUGGUCGGAUCGCAUUCGCCGUGCGUCAACAUGGGGCACCUGGGGCCUGAUGGGCGUAAAUGUCCUGCUGUUCAUCGUGCUGCAGUUCGUCGCCGAGCCGUGGAAGCGGAGGCGGCUUGUGCUCGGCGUGGUCGAGGAGGAGAAGGCCGUCCUCGAGGGCGUGACAGCCGAGCUGGCGGGCUUGAAGGCGGCCUUGGCGCAGAGGGAGGCGACGGAUGCCGCUGCCGAUGCCGCUGCCAAGGCUACGGGAGUGGCACCGGCGGCGACGGUUGUAGUGACAGCUGCUGGAGAGGAUGCCCUGAGCGCCAAGCUCGAGGAGCCGGCCGUCAAGCACGAGAUGGAGCGGGAGGUCGCCAGCGCUCUUGAAGUCCUGGAUCAAGAGGUUCCCACGCCCAAGUCGUGGCGCGAGCUCAUCACCGAUCCUGCACUCCCCGCGCUGUUGAAGGCGAGAUUGGUCGAUCUCUAUAGCGAGCGCCGCAUCGACUUGCGCAUGCGGGACGCCUCGAUCCUUGCCCUCGAGGGCGCUGCAGCUGGAGCCACCUUGGCAGGAGGUAUUGCUUUGCUGCUUUUACGGAGAACAUAA